This is a messenger RNA of Aspergillus homomorphus CBS 101889, 615 nucleotides long. RefSeq lists its product as uncharacterized. NCBI's taxonomy places the organism in Eukaryota, Fungi, Ascomycota, Eurotiomycetes, Eurotiales, Aspergillaceae. The coding region runs from base 1 to 615 and encodes 204 amino acids. Gene Ontology annotation, cellular component: cytoplasm. The record is from RefSeq and is a predicted model, not a curated record. Gene Ontology annotation, molecular function: L-malate dehydrogenase (NAD+) activity. The transcript is spliced from 4 exons.
AUGCAAGAGCGACCUUUCGACGAGAUCGCGCUAUACGACCUGGUCCAUGUCCCAGGCAUCGCCACAGACCUCAUCCACAUCGACACCAAAGCCGAAGUGACAGGCCAUCUCCCCGCCGACUCGGGGCUAGAGAAAGCUCUCAGCAACGCAGACAUCGUCGUCGUGACGGCCGGCAUAGCACGCAAGCCCGGCAUGACAAGAGACGACCAACGCCAGGAUCAUCCGCGACAUCUUCCAGGCCAUCGCGACCACCCCAGCCCCAAUGCAAUCUCCUGCAUAGUGACCAAGCCCGUCAACUCCACCGUACACGUCCCAUUCGGAGGCGACGGGAUCGUCAAGAGUAAACAGGGUGCUGGUAGCGCCACGACAUGCAUGGCGUACGCUCGGUUUAGGUUUGUCAAGGCUGUUUUGGCGGGAUUGAAGGGUGAGAAUCCUGUCACCGAGGAAGCCUUUGUUUAUCUGCCGGGUAUUGAGGGAGAAAAGGAGACUGCGAAGGAGCUGGGCCUUGAUUUCUUUGUGGUGAGGACUGUCCUUGAGGAAGCAUGGCGCGGAGAAGGUUUUGCCGUUUGGGACGCUGGUGGGCUGGGAGAAAGAGACGCUGGAUGUGGCGGUUAA